Molecule: messenger RNA, 1699 nt
Organism: Vidua chalybeata
Lineage: Eukaryota; Metazoa; Chordata; Aves; Passeriformes; Viduidae
Gene: APOBEC2
Product: apolipoprotein B mRNA editing enzyme catalytic subunit 2
Exons: 6
Coding region: 123-1133 (336 amino acids)
Biological process (GO): cytidine to uridine editing
Cellular component (GO): cytoplasm; membrane; nucleus
Molecular function (GO): cytidine deaminase activity; RNA binding
Source: RefSeq, a predicted model, not a curated record
GUAAAACCCGGCUGCCAGCUGCGGCACUCGGGGUCCUGGAUGUCCCAGCCCUUCCCUCGGCCAGGUGGAGCGAGGCACUGACCCAGAGCAGGAAAAAAGCGAUUUCAAGCCCCUGAGGGAGGAUGUGGGCUUACACCGUGGGCUUCACCGUCCUGCCCCACGUCGGAGGGUUCCUUGGCUGGUUCCUGAACAGGAAGGAAAUCCCAGCGUGGUACGAGAAGCUGAAAAAACCUUCCUGGUGCCCAUCCCGCAGAGUGUUCCCUGUGGCCUGGACCAUGCUGUACACGGGCAUGGGCUACGCCUCCUACCUGGUGUGGAACGACCUGGGUGGCUGCAGCAGCAAGGCCAUCGUGCCCCUGGGGCUCUACGGGGCUCAGCUGGUGCUCAACUGGGCAUGGCCACCCUUGUUCUUCGGUGCCCGCAACCUGAACAUGUGGCCACAGCUCGGUCCCGGUGUCCUGGGGAAGAUGGCAGAGAAGCAGGAGGAGCCCAGCAAUGCCCAGAACGGGGAACCCGACAACGCCGAGGAGGGCGAGGGGAAGAAGAAGAAGGUGAAGAGGGAGGACCUGCCACCCUUUGAGAUUGUGACAGGGGAACGCCUCCCAGCCAUCUUCUUCAAAUUCCAGUUCAGGAACGUGGAGUACAGCUCGGGCAGGAACAAAACCUUCCUGUGCUACGUGGUGGAGACGCAGGGCAAGGAGCCGGUGACCAGCCGGGGGUACCUGGAGGACGAGCACGCGGCCGCCCACGCCGAGAUGGCUUUCUUCAACACCAUCCUGCCCACGUGCCAGGCGGGUGCCCGCCACGAUGUCACCUGGUACGUGUCCUCCAGCCCCUGCGUCACCUGCGCCCAGAGGAUCUGCGAGGCCCUGCGCAAGAACAAGGGGCUGCGCCUCACCAUCAUGGUGGGCAGGCUCUUCAUGUGGGAAGAGCCCGAGAUGCAGGCGGCCCUCAGGAGCAUGAAGGAGGCCGGCUGCAAGCUGAGGAUUAUGAAGCCUCAAGACUUUGAGUAUGUCUGGAAGAACUUUGUGGAGCAGGAGGAAGGGGAGGAGGCCAAGUCCUUUGUGCCCUGGGAGGAUAUUCAGGAGAACUUCCAGUACUACGAGGAGAAGCUGGCGGAGAUCUUGCACUGAGGCUCAGGAUCAGAAAGGAUCCAUGAAGAGAUGUGACAGACCUGGACCCCCGGGACAGUCCUGCUUCCCAAAGCUUUGAUUCCAGCAGGAUGGAGAACCAGCCUCUGGGAGACAAGGCCCUGUGGGACUCCAAACACACACACACACACACAACACAGGCCUCUGGUGUUUGGGAUUUUUUGGGUGUUUUUUGUUCCUCCCCCUCCCUGCCCCAACCAAACCCAUGCUGUGGUGAAUGGGAUGGCAGCGAUCCACAGGCAGGCUGUGGGAUCAUAUUCUGGGAAUAUUUCAUGGGAAGAGACCUUAGAACAAAGCUGCUGGUUAGAUAAAUGCAUUAGAAAGGGGAAAAGAAAGGGAUUUAAGGUGAAAAAGAAGUUUUCUCCCUCUGUUCUCCUCAAUAGUCAGAGCUGUGAUUUAAUUCAGGGCCAACAGCUCUCUUCCAAAUCAUGACAGAGCCCAAGAACUCGAUAUCAAACAAUAUUGUUUGGGAUAUAAACGUGGGAAAAGCAGAGAGAAAUAAAAUGGGAAGCCACUGCAAAAGCCAAAGCACUGUUUAUUCCUUCUUC